Molecule: messenger RNA, 830 nt
Organism: Argentina anserina (silverweed cinquefoil)
Lineage: Eukaryota; Viridiplantae; Streptophyta; Magnoliopsida; Rosales; Rosaceae
Product: thaumatin-like protein 1b
Exons: 2
Coding region: 27-827 (266 amino acids)
Biological process (GO): defense response
Cellular component (GO): extracellular region
Source: RefSeq, a predicted model, not a curated record
UUAGAUUGUUGACAGUCGUUUCUGUAAUGGGUGUGAACCCUCUUCUAAUGGCAAUGAUCUUCUUCACGAUCGUCUCUUUCUUCUCAGCAGAAACAGAGUCCGCAUCUUUCGAGAUACUCAACAAUUGCAGCUACACAAUCUGGCCCGGACUUGUGUCGACGUACUACGACACUGUCGACACCUUGUCGACCACCGGCUUCACGCUCAAGAGCGGUGAGUCCUUCAACCUCUCCGUCCCCAAAUCCUGGCACGGUCGGGUGUGGGGCCGCACACUCUGCAACGAAUCCUCCACUACCGGAAACUUCUCCUGUUUCACCGCCGACUGCGGCUCCGGAAAAAUCGAGUGCGACGGAAAUGUAGGUAACCCGCCGGCUACUUUUGCCCAGUUCCAACUCAACAUUAAUGCCACCGGCAUGGACAUGUACGGCGUCAGCCUCGCGGACGGGUUCAACCUCCCGAUGGUGGUGGUGCCUCGCGGAGGAGGCAGAAAUUGCAAUUCAUCGGGAUGCUUGGCGGACGUGAACGGCGAGUGUCUCAAGGAGCUGAGGUUAGCCCGUGACGGGAGCCAAGAGACCGUCGCGUGCAUGACCCCGUGCACGGCGUUCAAUGAUCCGAAGUUUUGUUGUAGCCCAAAAGUGUAUCUCCCGAUUUCACCCGAGACUUGUGGUGGGAACAUAUAUACCGAAUUUUUCAAACAGAUAUGUCCACGAGCGAAUACCUAUGCUUUCAAUGACCCAAGUACUUCCGUUCAGAACCAGACUACCUAUACGUGUGCGUCGGCUAACUACAGUAUUGUGUUCUGCCCUAUCAGGUACCUAGCAAUCUAAUAU